Rotaria sordida is the source of this 330-nucleotide messenger RNA. The record is from the annotation of a GenBank genome assembly. NCBI's taxonomy places the organism in Eukaryota, Metazoa, Rotifera, Eurotatoria, Philodinida, Philodinidae.
AUGAUAUCUAAUAAAUCUUCGGCAUGUUCAUCUGUAGCUGUUACUACUUCUAAUGAUCAACAAAUUAGAAAAAAAAAAAACAUUUUAAAAUCAAAUGAUAAUAUUCUAAAAAAUACAAAUAAAAAGAAACAACGUAUAACAAAAAUUCUAUCAGAUGAAACAUCUUUGUCUAAACAUCAAACUUCACAAGAUAUUCAAACAUCAAUUAAUUCAAUAGAUAUUGAACAAAAACAACAAAAUUCAUCAACUGAUAAUCUUAUUAUAUUACUCACACAAGGACUACAAAGUAAUGAUUCAAAUCUACUUGAUGUAAGUAAAUUCAUACAAUAA